UUACGGGAGAAACGUGGUUUUAGAAGGGAAGUGGGUGUCUCCUCCUCCUCCUCCUCCUCCUCUAAAGCAAAGAAAAUUAAAAAAAAAAAAAAAAAACCUUAUUUCUUUGACUGUAGUUACUGAGUGUGUGGGGGCACCCUCGCCUCACCUCAGCCUCAACCAAACAAACAUCUAUCGAUCUAUAUUUUCAGAUUCAAUUUCACAGUAACCAAAAAUGAAAGGUGCUGUCUUUGUAGCUAUUGUGGCUUCCAUCGGUAAUUUUCUUCAGGGUUGGGAUAAUGCUACCAUUGCUGGUGCCAUUCUUUACAUUAAGAAAGACCUUGCUUUGCAUACAACUAUGGAAGGACUUGUGGUGGCCAUGUCCCUCAUUGGAGCCACCGUCAUCACAACUUGCUCUGGUCCCAUUUCAGAUUGGCUUGGUCGCCGACCCAUGAUGAUUAUCUCAUCUGUGCUAUACUUCUUGGGUAGUUUGGUAAUGUUAUGGUCUCCUAAUGUUUAUGUGUUGUGCUUGGCAAGGCUGCUUGAUGGAUUUGGUAUUGGCCUUGCUGUAACUCUUGUUCCGGUCUAUAUAUCUGAGACUGCCCCCUCCGAUAUAAGGGGAUCAUUAAAUACACUUCCCCAGUUCAGUGGUUCUGGUGGCAUGUUUUUAUCAUAUUGUAUGGUUUUUGGUAUGUCAUUGACUGUCUCACCUAGCUGGAGAGUAAUGCUUGGGAUUCUAUCUAUUCCUUCUCUCUUCUAUUUUAUAUUGACAGUUUUUUUCUUGCCUGAGUCUCCGCGGUGGCUGGUCAGUAAAGGAAAGAUGCUUGAGGCUAAAAAGGUUCUCCAAAAGCUACGCGGCCAGGAAGAUGUGUCUGGUGAGAUGGCAUUGCUGGUUGAAGGUCUCGGAAUUGGAGGUGAUGCAUCUAUAGAAGAGUACAUAAUAGGCCCGGGUGACGAGGUGGUUGAUGGUCACGAACAAACAACAGAUAAAGACAAAAUCCGAUUAUAUGGAUCUCAAGCUGGCCUCUCUUGGUUAGCAAAACCUGUAACUGGACAGAGUUCUCUGGGCCUUGUGUCACGCCAUGGAAGUCUUGCCAACCAAAGCAUGUCUCUCAUGGAUCCUCUUGUGACCCUAUUUGGCAGCGUUCAUGAGAAGCUCCCUGAGACAGGAACAGGAAGCAUGAGAAGCGCUUUGUUUCCAAAUUUUGGAAGCAUGUUCAGCACAGCUGAGCCUCAUAUUAAAAAUGAACAUUGGGAUGAAGAAAGCCUACAGAGAGAAGGUGAGGACUACAUGUCAGAUGCUGCUGCCGGGGACUCUGAUGACAAUUUGCAUAGUCCAUUAAUCUCACGUCAAACAACAAGCCUUGAAAAAGACUUGCCUCCUCCUCCUUCCCAUGGCAGUAUAGUGAGCAGCAUGAGGCGCCACAGUAGUCUCAUGCAAGGAUCAGGUGAGCCAGCUGGUAGUACAGGCAUUGGUGGUGGUUGGCAGCUUGCAUGGAAAUGGUCUGGUAAAGGUGAGGAUGGUAAAAAGCAAGGAGAGUUUAAAAGGAUUUAUUUGCACGAGGAGGGAGUUUCUGCAUCUCGACGUGGAUCCGUUGUAUCAAUUCCUGGUGAAGGUGAUUUUGUCCAGGCCGCCGCCUUGGUUAGCCAACCUGCUCUUUACUCCAAGGAGCUAAUUGGUGAACAACCAGUUGGGCCUGCAAUGGUUCACCCAUCUAAGACUGCUACGAAAGGGCCCAUUUGGGAGGCUCUUCUUGAACCAGGGGUCAAACAUGCAUUGUUUGUUGGGAUUGGAAUACAACUCCUUCAGCAGUUUUCAGGGAUAAAUGGGGUUCUAUAUUACACUCCUCAAAUCCUUGAAGAGGCAGGUGUUGCAGUUCUUCUUGCAGAUUUGGGCCUUAGCUCAGCGUCUGCAUCUUUUCUUAUAAGUGCUGCCACAACCUUGUUGAUGCUUCCUUGUAUAGGCUUAGCCAUGAGGCUUAUGGAUGUCUCUGGCAGAAGGCAGUUACUACUAGUUACCAUUCCCGUGCUGAUAGCUUCACUAGUUAUAUUGAUCCUUGGAAGCAUAGUAGAUUUUGGCAAUGUUGUUCAUGCCGCAAUCUCAACUGUAUGCGUUGUGGUUUAUUUCUGCUUCUUUGUCAUGGCUUAUGGACCAAUUCCAAACAUCCUUUGCUCAGAGAUUUUUCCGACUAGAGUGCGUGGCCUCUGCAUUGCUAUCUGUGCAUUGGUGUUCUGGAUUGGAGACAUCAUUGUCACAUACUCGCUGCCUGUGAUGCUAAGUUCAUUAGGACUGUCCGGUGUCUUCGGCGUGUAUGCUGUUGUGUGUUUAAUCUCCUGGAUAUUUGUGUAUCUGAAGGUUCCAGAAACAAAGGGCAUGCCCCUUGAAGUCAUCACUGAAUUCUUUUCUGUUGGUUCAAAGCAGGCUGCAUCUGCCAAAAAUGAGUGACAGAACUUGUGUAAUUUUAGUUGCCAAAGCCACCAUCUCUCGUAUUUAUAGAUUUUGAUUGUCAUAAGUUUGUUUGGUGGAAGAUAUCUUCUAGUUCAAAUAUUAUUCUUUCAUAUAUAAAAUUUUGCAUUUCAAAAUUGGAAAUAACCUUCUGGAUUUUCGACUGAAGAAGGUGUAUGUAUGUAUGUAUGUAUAAAGCCUGUGACGCGCAGUCUUGAAA
This is a messenger RNA of Cicer arietinum (chickpea), 2645 nucleotides long. Its product is annotated as monosaccharide-sensing protein 2. Gene Ontology annotation, biological process: transmembrane transport. The record is from RefSeq and is a predicted model, not a curated record. Gene Ontology annotation, molecular function: transmembrane transporter activity. Gene Ontology annotation, cellular component: membrane. Lineage: Eukaryota; Viridiplantae; Streptophyta; Magnoliopsida; Fabales; Fabaceae.